Oppiella nova is the source of this 824-nucleotide messenger RNA. The record is from the annotation of a GenBank genome assembly. NCBI's taxonomy places the organism in Eukaryota, Metazoa, Arthropoda, Arachnida, Sarcoptiformes, Oppiidae.
GUCCUUUUAAUGUCUCGUUAUUUAUAUUUCGAUGGUUUGUAUGGAAAAGCGAUUCACAAAACCAUUGAUUCAUUGAAACAAUCGACUCAUCAGUUCAUUGUGAACUGCAUUCACACCACAACACAUCCCAUGUGAUGACAGGUCCCAACUGAUCCACUUUGCAGUCAUUUGCGCUCAUCUGUGGUCAUCGCACACUAGGUUUAUCAGAGACGAGAUGUGAUGGCAGUCAGUGUUAAUCAGCUGUUACUGGACGCCAAGAAAUUGGUGACAAAACUCAAAGAUUAUGACACAAAGACUGAUCACCUGAUGGCCAGGAGUCAGACGCUUAACAAAUCAGUCGAAGCCAUGAAAGAGUAUCACGAAGAAGUUCAGGCAAUGAGUUCGCGAUCGACUUCUAGCCAAAGAAAUGCCAUAAUUAUAACGAUUCAGAGGGAAAGCAAGCAAUUGCGGAAACUGGAGGUCGAGAACCGGGAGCUGAAGUGCGCUCUCGAGGACUAUCAGUCGGUGUUGGAACUAAUUAUGAGUAAAUACAGACUUCAGACCAACCAAUUGAUUAAACUCGAGAGAGUGGAGACCGAGUGUCUCAACAGUCAAAGCAAUGACUCCAAUGAAGUGAUAAUGAAACUGAAGAAUAAAAUCGCAGAAAUGGCAUCAGUUAUGAACCAAUCGAUACUAACGGAUGAAACAAAUGCUUUCAAAGAACAGGAACUGAUCGCCCGAUUGAGAGUCGAGAACAAAGCCCUCCGAGAGUUGCUUCAAAUCAGCAAAACUCACGGUUCUCUACAUAAUCACGCAACCAAUGAUGAAAACUGAAUCCAUUAGCC